AUGCCUUCCUUCGCCAUCGAAGUGGAAGGAGAAACCAACCCACUGAACAGGGAAUCCGUCAUCUCCACCCUUGCAAAUGCUUCCAGAGGAUUUCCCACUCCACAAGCACUGAAAGCUGCCACUCAGCAGAUAGGCAAUUGGGAAAAAACUCCAGGCUACUACGCACUUCUUCAGGAUGUUUACGCCGAUCUUUCACUGGAUCAAGAUGUCCGGUUUCAAGCAAUCAUUCAAUUGAAGAAUGGAAUCGACAAAUAUUGGCGAAAAACCGCACCUAAUGCCCUGGGGAAACCGGAGAAAGAACAGAUUAGAUCCAGAACCAUCGAUGCUGGCGUCAAAGAACCUGUCGCAAGUUUGUCUCUUCACAAUGCUCUCAUGCUGGCAAAGAUUGUUCGGUAUGAGUUUCCUCACGAUUGGCCCGACGUUAUUCCGGUUAUCAUACAACAUCUCCGUGCUACCAGCCAGGAGUCCAUCAUAACCAUCUAUACGUCAAACAUCUUGACAAUCAGUCUACAAGUGAUCAAAGAGCUUGCUUCGGGGAGACUUCAGAGAACCAAAAAGAGCCUCCAGCAAGUAUCUUCAGAACUCCUGCAAGUUCUUGGCAGCCUCUAUGUCAAUCUGGUUUCAAAAUGGCAGUCCCCCCAAGGUCAGCUUGAUCUUAGUAGUGCACUAAACAGCCACUCCGCAUUGAAGACACUCCGGCGAUUGCUUGUUGUCGGGUUCGAGAAUCCACACCGCGAGGAGGAUGUUCGACAAUUCUGGACACUUCUCCAGACCCAGCAACAUGCAUUCUGGCUUUCCUAUAAUGAGACUUCGUCCCCUGACCUCAAAACUGUCAUUAUGAAACAUCUUCUUCAACUAUCCAAACUCUACCUGAACAUGGCUCGCGAACACCCAGCUUCAUUUGUUCUGCUUGGUUGUAUGGAUAUACUCAAUCACUCGUGGAACACAAUCAGCCAAGUUGAUGCGAAGUCUGCACUGAAUGGCAAUUUCGACUGGAAUGAAUACCGCAGCGGCGACCAGCUUGAUGAAUCACCCACGGAGAAGCUCGCCCUCAAAGCACUUCUGCUGUUUCGCGCAUGUCUGAAAAUGGUCUUCAACCCCGUCCAGACGUUCAAAUACCAGACGCCACAAGACAAAGAUGAUAGGAAGAAUGCGGUAGACCACAUCAAGAAUACCAUCUUGACGAAUGAUUUCGUUCUUCGACUCAUGGAGUUGUUGGUCACCCAAUACUUUGUCCUGCGACCAGCAGAUUUGCGAGAUUGGGAAGAAGAACCCGAUGAAUGGGAGCGGCGGGAAGAAGAGAUCGCAGAUGCCUGGGAGUUUUCUAUUCGAUCUUGCGCUGAAAAAUUAUUUCUUGACUUGGUCAUAAAUUUCAAAGAACUCCUGGUCCCUCGACUACUGGAUGUAUUUCAACAGUAUGCCACUACAUCAAGUAACAACGUCCUCCUGAAAGACAGCCUCUAUUCAGCGAUUGGUAUCGCGGCAGCUUGCAUCGAAGAUGUGCUCGACUUCAAUACGUUUCUGAGAGCGACUCUGGUACCAGAAGUACAGAUGGUGCAGCCCAACUAUAAUCUCCUUCGUCGCCGAACAGCAAUUCUUCUUGGACAAUGGGUUCCUAUCAAACCUGAGGUUCUUGACCGAGUUGCAGUCUACCAGAUUUUCACACAUUUGCUUACGAGCGAUGACCAACUGAAUGAUCAGGUAGUACAAGUUACAGCAGGCAGACAAUUGAGAAUGGUUCUCGAUCCUUUUGAAUUCAAUUACGCAGACUUUCAACCUUACGCGACCCCAUUAUUGUCAAGUCUGAUGGCACUGAUCGCAAAGACCGAGCUCUCUGAGACCAAAAUGGCUCUCCUAGAGACAGUUCGAGUGGCUGUCACGAAAUUGGAGGGACAUAUUGAACCUUAUGCACAAGGCAUUAUGUCAAUGCUUCCCCAACUCUGGGCAGAAUCCGGAGAGGAGCAUCUUAUGAAACAAGCAAUUUUGACUAUGAUCACAGCAAUAGUCAACAGUCUUGGACAGAAGAGUAUUUCUUACCAUGCAUCUGUACUUCCAAUCAUCCAUGACUCCAUUCAGCCAGAGUCCGAGGCUAUUGUCUAUCUCUUAGAGGACUCUCUUGACUUAUGGGCGGCAAUCCUACAGCAAACCCCAUCAGAAGCCCCAUCAGAAGCCCUUUUAGCCCUGUCCCGAUCCAUUCUCCCCUUGUUGGACACAGGAAGUGAGCUUUUGCGGCAAAUAUUCGAGAUCGUGGAAUCAUACACGAUAUUAUCGCCUACCACGGUCUUAUCUUCGCAAUUUCUCGACCCACUGCUGAUAUCCAUGAAAUCUCUUUUGACAAUGCUUGCAUCCAGCCGAGCUAGAGACUCGGCGCAUGCACCACACGUUCUUGAACAUUUGGUUGCCACAAUUGCUUCCGAAACACAACAAUCACUUCCCGCUCAGGAAGCGUCGAACCAUCUCCUCACGUCAAUGCUCAAUACGGGAUACCUAGCCUCCGUGAUGGAAAUCCUCAAAGAAGCAUACGAGUACCACCAGGACCCACGCCCAAAUCGAAGACCACCAGACAUAAUUGGACCAGGAGAAACCAGUCUCUUCACUCUACUGUCGCGCAUGGCUCUUCUUUCUCCAGACGCAACAAUCCAGGCCGUCUCCGCAACCAACGUUGUCUCAUCCACCUCCACACCGACCUUUGCAUGGCUAAUGACUGAAUGGCUGUCUCAAAUCGACAAUAUCGGGGACGUGCUCCGCAAGAAGCUCCAAAUCCUAGCUUUCACAAACCUGCUUAACGCUAAUACACCACCAUUUCCACAGCCCGUGCUCGAGAAUCUGCAGUCGUUCCUGACCACAUGGACCGAUCUCGCGAUGGAGCUGGGCGAAGAGGCAUCUGAAGAGAGCAUGGGCGAUUACCUUUGGCAUAACAAGCCAACGACUGACAUGCCCGAGUGGCCGGAUGCGAGCCCCGAGGAUGGCCGGAAGAGGGUUUUGAGCAACAAGGAUCCAAUCUACACGACGAAUAUCCGUGAGUUUGUGGCGGUUAGGUUGAAAGGACUGGUGGAGAGAGUGGGUGGUCUGGAGGUGUUUGAGCGCGAAUGGUUGAGUAGAGUUGACGCGGCAGUGGUCAAGGCUUUUGUGGAUUUGAAGAUGUUGUGA
This is a messenger RNA of Exophiala bonariae, 3150 nucleotides long. RefSeq lists its product as uncharacterized. NCBI's taxonomy places the organism in Eukaryota, Fungi, Ascomycota, Eurotiomycetes, Chaetothyriales, Herpotrichiellaceae. The record is from RefSeq and is a predicted model, not a curated record. Bases 1 to 3150 code for a protein of 1049 amino acids. The transcript has a single exon. Gene Ontology annotation, cellular component: nuclear envelope; cytosol. Gene Ontology annotation, biological process: protein import into nucleus. Gene Ontology annotation, molecular function: small GTPase binding.